Antrostomus carolinensis (chuck-will's-widow) is the source of this 1609-nucleotide messenger RNA. RefSeq names its product apoptosis antagonizing transcription factor (gene AATF). Gene Ontology annotation, biological process: regulation of transcription by RNA polymerase II. NCBI's taxonomy places the organism in Eukaryota, Metazoa, Chordata, Aves, Caprimulgiformes, Caprimulgidae. The annotation marks the transcript as partial. The transcript is spliced from 10 exons. The record is from RefSeq and is a predicted model, not a curated record. Gene Ontology annotation, cellular component: nucleus; nucleolus.
CUACAGUUGCUAAAGUGAUUGACAAAUUUGAGGAUGAAACUGCAGAUGACAUUUUCCCUGUUGGUAAUAUACGGAAAAAAGCUUCAGCCUCUCUCUUGGAAGCUGAUAAAAGGUACAGUGGAAAAGCUACAUCUCGCAAAGCCCUGCAAAAAGAACUCUGGGGAGAUGCUCUGUCUGAAGAAGGAUCUGCUGAAGAAGCAUUAGAUGAAUGGUACAGUGAUGGGGAAGAUUCAGAAGACAAUGACAGCUUAGGCAGUAAAACGAAGCAGAAGCCCAGCAGUGCUGGCAGUGACCAGGAGGAUGACUCGGAAGACCAUGAAGAGACAGAUCCAUCUGUCAAGGCCAAGGCACCAAAGUUCAGUUUCCAGAAUAUCACAGACUUUGAGAAAUUUGCAGAGGGAAUGGAUGAUGUAGGAAGCAGUGAGGGGGAAGAUGAAGAUGAUGGCAGUGAGGGAGAAGAUGAAGACGAUGGCAGUGAGAGGGAAGAUAAUGGCAGUAUGGGGGAAGAUGAAGAUGAUGCCAGCAUGGAAGAAGGAAUUGAUGAGGAGGAGUAUGGGAGUGAAAACCAUGACAAUGUAAAGGACUCCAAAGACAGUGAAGAAGAUGGGGGGGUGAUGACGUUCUCAAAAGGACAAGACACUGAAGAAGUAGAAAAAGGAAAAGCUGUGAAGAACCAGCUAGCAAUUUGGGAUCAGAUAUUGGAAGGGAGAAUCAAGAUACAGAAGGCGCUCGUAACAGCCAACCGGCUUCCACAGCCAGAUACUUACCCAGUCUUCAGAAAGGAAGGUGGACAAGAAUUUGACAAUGCUGUCAAGAACUGUUGUAAAGCCCUGGAGGCAAUGCUGAAAGUGUUAGUGGACGUUCAGGAUGAGCUGCUUUAUCAAUACCCAGGCACGAGGCAUCUGGUAGAUGGGAAGCAAUCAAAAACUGAGAGUGAUGAUGAAAUCCCUAGCAGUACUGAUGAAGAGCAAGUGGAUAAGGCUCAGGAGAAGAGGAGGAGCCUGCCCAAGCGAAAGCUAAAGAUGGAUGACUACCCAGAAUUCAUAGCCAAGCGGUAUGCUGACUUCAGAACGUAUCGGAACAACACCUUGCAGAAGUGGUAUGAAAAGACAAAGCUGGCAUCUGGCAAAAUGGGGAAGGGUUUCGGUGCCUUUGAGCGUUCAAUCUUGACUCAGAUUGAUCAUAUUAUGAUGGACAAAGAGAGAUUGCUCCGGCGGACACAGACCAAGCGAUCAGUGUACACGGUGUUGGGAAAGCAGGAACAGGAAUCUCAGCCAGUCCCUGAAUCUUUGCCUGAAAAUUCGGAAGUCCUGCCUCAGUCAGAUUCCAACAGGCACCUGAAGGACAUAGAUGAGGAGAUAUUUGAUGAUGAUGACUUUUACCACCAGCUCCUUCGAGAAUAUAUAGAACGCAAAACCACUUCGUUGGACCCCAAUGACCAGGUAGCAAUGGGCAGGCAAUGGCUGGCCAUCCAGAAGUUACGAAGCAAAAUAAAGAAGAAAGUGGAUAGAAAAGCCAGUAAAGGAAGGAGAAUCCGGUAUCAUGUCCAUAGCAAGCUGGUGAGCUUCAUGGCACCUAUUGACCACUGUACAAUGAAUGAUGAUGCCAG